UCCGACACAACAAUACAACAUUGGUCUGCAUUCACGCUCCCACUCUUUCCCCCCUCCCUCUCGGUAUGGCGGACGGCGAGAGGUCCCCGUUACUAUCGGAUCUGGGAGAUGGUGGUCUUGGCAGCGGUAACGGCGGGGUGUCUCCCGGUGCAGCGCCCUACGGUGUGCCCAUCAAACCACAGAGCUUCCCUCCGUUCCCCAGCCCGACUCAGCCCUCGGUUCUCCUGGGGGAGGACCCGCCGCCCUACUCCCCUCUCACCUCCCCGGAGAGUGGCAGUGCGCCUGUUAUCAGCUGCAGGGUGUGUCAGAGCCUGAUCUCCGUGGAGGGAAAGAUCCACCAACAUGUGGUGAAGUGUGGGGUUUGCAAUGAAGCUACGCCCAUUAAGAACGCCCCAGCAGGGAAGAAGUACGUUCGCUGCCCCUGCAACUGUCUGCUCAUCUGCAAAGUCACCUCCCAGAGGAUCGCCUGUCCCCGGCCAUAUUGUAAGAGGAUAAUUAAUCUGGGUCCAGUUCAUCCUGGUCCGGCCAGUCCUGAUCCCCAGCCGGCCGGGGCCCGGGUCUCCUGUGGGCACUGCAGCAACACUUUCCUGUGGACAGAGUUCACAGACCGGACGCUGGCCCGGUGCCCACACUGCAGGAAAGUCUCCUCCAUUGGCCAGAGGUAUCCCCGAAGGCGGAGCUUGUGGUGUUUUCUACUCUGCUUGCUAUUCAGCAUCUCCACCGCCGGGCUGAUGGCCGGAACGUGGGCGAAGGCUCAGACCUACCAGGGGAUCUACGCCUCGUGGGCCGCGCUGCUGCUCCUGGUUCUCGUCACCUUGGCUCGGGCCUUCUACUGGGCCUGCAUGAGGGUCAGCCAGCCCCUCCAGAACUUCACAUAGAGCCCCCUCCAGCCCCAUGCCGCUCCUCUCCUCCCAACCCAACCAGGCAGGAGGAAAGAAAAACAAAAAAAAAACACAGAAAAACCAGAUUAUUUA
Messenger RNA from Anarrhichthys ocellatus (wolf-eel), 974 nucleotides. It is a transcript of the gene pip4p1a, whose product is annotated as phosphatidylinositol-4,5-bisphosphate 4-phosphatase 1a. Gene Ontology annotation, biological process: phosphatidylinositol dephosphorylation. Gene Ontology annotation, cellular component: plasma membrane; lysosomal membrane; late endosome membrane. Bases 66 to 878 code for a protein of 270 amino acids. Lineage: Eukaryota; Metazoa; Chordata; Actinopteri; Perciformes; Anarhichadidae. Gene Ontology annotation, molecular function: phosphatidylinositol-4,5-bisphosphate 4-phosphatase activity. The transcript has 7 exons. The record is from RefSeq and is a predicted model, not a curated record.